Molecule: messenger RNA, 1051 nt
Organism: Gongylonema pulchrum
Lineage: Eukaryota; Metazoa; Nematoda; Chromadorea; Rhabditida; Gongylonematidae
Source: the annotation of a GenBank genome assembly
GGGGGGGAGGAGAAGUGCUGUUAAUCAUAGUUAUAAAAUAGAAGCACCAGUCGUUUUUUCAGUCCGCUUCUUCAUCAGAAGAACUACUGGACGAAUGGCCACCAGCUUAUCAAAAGGAAUGGUACGGAUUAAUUGACCCAACCUAUCAGCUUGCUAUGUCUGGUCCGACGUUUGAGGUUAUUUUUCAUGAAUAUCCGGAGCUGUUACACAAGUUUAUCACCGUAUGUGAUGUUUUUGCACGCAUGUCACCCGAUCAGAAGCAGCUGUUGGUGAAUAAGCUUCAGGAAGUUGAAUAUACCGUCGCUAUGUGUGGCGAUGGUGCAAAUGAUUGCGCUGCCUUAAAGGCGGCACACGCUGGCAUAUCAUUGUCCGAAGCAGAAGCAUCAAUUGCAGCACCUUUCACAUCACGAAUCCCCGACAUUCGAUGCGUCCCAAUAAUAAUUCGACGAGCAGCAUUGGUGACAUCGUUUGGAAUGUUCAAGUAUAUGGCAGGUUAUUCGCUUACCCAGUUUAUUACGGUUCUUUUGCUGUACUGGCUUAGUGGCAAUCUCACCGAUUAUCAGUUUCUGUUCAUUGAUUUGUUCCUGGUGACAGCGGUGGCUGCAUGUUUUGGCUAUACACCACCAUGUGAAAAGCUGUCCGCUUCAAGGCCGCCAACAAAACUGCUCUCACUUUCAACAGUUUGUUCGAUAUUGGGCCAGCUUCUCAUUGUCUUCUUCUUUCAACUGCUGAUCUUCAUUAGCACAGCAGCGCAGCCAUGGUUCGCUCCGUAUGCGGUGCCAGUUGGUGUUUUGCCUGAUGACAAAAAAAGCAUGCAGGGCACUGCUAUAUUUUGCCUCUCAUCGUUCCAGUACAUAACACUGGCUGUUGUGUACAGUAAAGGACCUCCGUUUCGCAAAACCCUAUUCAGCAACACUCUUUUUGGCACCUGCUUGGGUUUGUUUUUGUUACGUUUUCUUAUAGAUUCGCUCUUAGAUGGCGGUGAUAAAAUUAUUUGUAAAUCAUCGUUUUCUUUACUUUCACCUGCAAAUUGCGUAAAAUUCAUUUAAUU